AUGGACUUCGAUCCUUGCGAAUACCAGCCACAGAUUUUUCUGGAAUGGAAAAUGAUCUUUGUUGGAAUUAUUGGUUUGAUAACAGCUCUUGUUAGUAUUCUUCACAACUGUCUUAUGUUCUACACAUUCAACACAUCUCAUGUUCUACGAAAGCGUAACUUGACUUAUCUUAUGUGGAUAUCUGGAUGUGACGUCUUCAUUUCACUCUGUUACAUUGCUAUCAUGUGUAUGCAGGUUUACACCGAUUACUAUGAAUCCCUAUUCCUUUUCUAUCUUUGGCACUACUUCAUUCGUUUUGCAUUUACCGUUUCCCAUAUUACUUUAUCUGGCGCUUCUUUUUUACUCAUGGCAGCUUCCAUUGAAAGAUAUCUGCAGAGUACGGGUGAUAAUCGAGCCAUCAAAUUGUUUCGUCUUCUUGCAACACACAGAACAGUCGUUGUGAUCAUCUGCUUCGUUGCGAGCAUCAUCUUGAAAGGAACAGUCUUCUUCGAAGUAGCUGUGGUCACAUAUCCGAACUGUACUGAUCUUAGCAGCAUGGGUCUUGUCACGGUUCGUCUAUUCCCAAGCCCGGUAGCCGAUAUAGCUUGGAAAUUCUGGAUACGAAAAAUUGUUACAGUUUUCCUUCCGUUCGUAGUGUUGGCAUACUUCAAUGCUGCAAUCGUUAUGAAUGUGCGUAAAACAGAUCGCGAUCAAACAGUUAAAGCUCUUGUACUUUUCGUAACUGUCGGACAGAGACCUAAUUCGGAGGGUGGCGCUGACUUCAAAACGUCACAGAAAAGAUGCCGUGAAUGGCGAGGAGAAGCAACGAGACUUCGAAACAGAUUACGAACAGUAACACGAAUGCUUGUUAUGGUGGUUUGCUGUUAUUUACUCUCAAAUAUCAUUGAUGUUGUUGUUUCCUUCAUUGAGACUAUCGACUUUGCGUUAUUAGAAGAAUAUGGAGGCGUUUAUGCUGUCAUGACUGAUAUAUCAUCCUUUUUGCCUAUUUUAGCCUGUGCCUUGCGUCUUCCUAUUUAUUGUGUGAAUGAUAAAGUCAUCAGAAGAGAAGUUAUCCGGAAAGUUCAUAAACUGAUUCAAAGAGCAUGUGUAUGCUGUCCAGGAUUGAGUGUUGUUUUGAGGUUCAGAAGGAAGCUUUACGAUCCAGAAAGGGAAGCGGAGAAAUUAUUUGGAAUAUCAUCACCGAGGGAGAGCAUACCACACAACCAUUUAGAGAUCAAGUCUUACGGAAUGGGCAGCCUGAUCAUGGCUCGCGCUUCUCUCUCCACGCAAUUGGAAUACCAACAGUUGACCAAGUUUCAAAAUGGUGAUGUACUAUAA
Molecule: messenger RNA, 1317 nt
Organism: Auanema sp. JU1783
Lineage: Eukaryota; Metazoa; Nematoda; Chromadorea; Rhabditida; Rhabditidae
Source: the annotation of a GenBank genome assembly